Lactuca saligna is the source of this 1071-nucleotide messenger RNA. The record is from the annotation of a GenBank genome assembly. Lineage: Eukaryota; Viridiplantae; Streptophyta; Magnoliopsida; Asterales; Asteraceae.
AUGGCGAAGAGUUGGUUUCUUGAUGGUAGAACUAUUGCAAGGAAUAUAAAAACAAUCGGACUUCCUUCUAUACAUCAAAUCAAAGAUUGUGACGCAAAUUGUGAAUGUCCACAAUGCGGUUAUAAAAUUAAUGAUUAUAACAAUGUGUCAAAUGAGUGGCCUGGGCUACCCAUUGGAGUGAAAUUCGAUCCAUCUGAUGUUGAGCUAUUGGAACAUUUAGCAGCCAAAUGUGGAGUGGGAAAUGAAAAGCCACACCCUUAUAUCGAUGAGUUCAUCCUCACACUUGAUGGAGAGGAAGGAAUAUGCUAUGAACAUCCUGAAAAUCUUCCGGGCGCGAGAAAAGAUGGAAACGUAGUGCAUUUCUUUUAUCGAAAUUCAAAUGCAUAUGCUAAGGGUCAAAGAAAGCGUAGGAAGAUACACAGUGGAUCUAGUUUGAUACGUUGGCAUAAGACUGGUAAAACCAAGGCUAUCUUCAAAAGUGGAGUUCAGCUGGGAUAUAAGAAGAUAAUGGUGCUUUAUGGGGGAAGUGAUGGGAGUUCGAAACCUAGUAAAAGAAAUUGGGUCAUGCAUCAAUAUCAUUUAGGAAUCGAUGAAGAUGAAAAGGAUGGAGAAUAUGUGGUUUCUAAGGUAUUUUAUCAGGUAGAGAAGGAUACUAAGAAUAUUAGUAUUGAACAAACAUAUCCAUCCAUGAGGAUAACCGGUCCUAGAACACCAAUGAUCGAUGCUCCCGAUCCACCACGACUAGGAAAAUCACCAUCCAAGGAAUCGAAAUGCUUUGAAGAAAACUACCUUCCUCCCUUCUCUACUCAUGAAGUCAAGGAUGAUAAGAAGGAAACAGAUACUUGCAAAGAUGAAAACUUUGAUUUGGAUGUAUUUCAUAUUUCAUUCUCUGGUCAAGAUAAUCUCAAUGCUCACUCGACAUCAAAUAAUCUAUGUACUAAAGAUGUUGUAGGAGCCGCUAGAGAUGCGAGUCUUGAAAAUUUAGACGUGGGUAGUCCACUCGAAUUCAAUCUAUCUGAGUUGUAUUUUCCAUCCGAAGAUAGUUUUUGUGAUGGGUUAGAUUGGUUAUAG